Mycena indigotica is the source of this 1344-nucleotide messenger RNA. Its product is annotated as DDE Tnp4 domain-containing protein. The transcript is spliced from 3 exons. Bases 1 to 1344 code for a protein of 447 amino acids. The record is from RefSeq and is a predicted model, not a curated record. NCBI's taxonomy places the organism in Eukaryota, Fungi, Basidiomycota, Agaricomycetes, Agaricales, Mycenaceae.
AUGCCUUAUCAGACGCUGGCAGAUAUUGAGAACGACGUCCUCGAUGCUGCUGCUACAGCAUUGUUCAUCGCGGAUCUACUCGGACGUGACACAGAGGCCGACGAUGAUGAUGACGACACAGAGACAAGCUCACAAGAAGGGCAAUCAGAGAGUGGUUCAGACUCCGAAGAUGGUGGGGAGCUUGAGCAGAUGCUCGUGGAUAGCAGACAGCAGACCGAGACUGCAUUGACUUUGUUUGGAGCAAUGUUGGUCGAUGAGGCUGCCAGUUUACGUGGGGAUGGUACCCGUGGACCCUACUUUCGUAUGCUGACAACAAACGACUGGUUUGUACGAGCUCUGGAUCUUCCCGAUCGACAAUUUCGAUCGGUAUUUCGGAUUAGUCGCCCCACAUUUGACACAUUCUGCACGAUACUUGGCCCUAAUCCAAUCUUCCAUUCAACUGGUCGAAAGCCGCAGCGUGAUAUCAGCUGGCAACUUGGCGCAUUCCUGAUCAGAUAUGGCCAACUAGGCUCUUCUGUGCAGGAUACAGCUCUGAAACUAGGAGUUGGCUAUGGGACCGUCUUGUCAUAUUGCCGCCGAGUAAUCCGAGCAAUUCGGAUGCUGAAAUCAAAGUAUGCUAGCUGGCUUUCGGAGGAAGAGCAACAGUGCUCAAUUGAUGUCAUUCGUCAACGGACUGGGUUUACAGACUGUGUUGGGAGUGGUGAUGGAUCCUUAGUCCAAUCGUCUGAGCAACCACUAUGGAUGGGUUCUGCGUAUCUCAGCCGCAAAGGUUUUAUGGCGUACUCUGUUUUUGCCAUUGUGGACAGCUUUGCCGCCUGGGAUCUUGGUUGGCCAGGAAGUGUGACAGAUGCUCGUGUAUUCAAGAAUUCACAUUUUUGGCGCUUCCGACACCAAUAUCUGCAGUUUGGACACCGAAUUCUGGUUGACAAGGGAUAUGCCUCAACGCCCUUUACGAUCCGCCCAUUUAGCGAGCCUGAACUAGCCAGCGCAUCUGCUGCUGAUCGUCACCGCAUGAAGAACUUCAACUACCUGCUAUCGACUCAACGUAUAACAGUCGAGCAUGCAUUUGGUUGUCUCAAGCUACGGUUUCGCAGUAUGCAGAUGAUGGGGGGACACAAACAGGUACAGAACGUUUGGCGUGCAAUUGAAGCCAUGAUGAUAAUGCAUAAUAUGUGCCUAAUCCAUGAUGAUCAUCCAAAUCGGUUCAAGGAAUAUACACCAGGAAUGGGUGACCAACUUGCAAUUGAUACGGCUGGCAAUGAUGCUGAUAUUCCAGAGGAAGCGGAACCAGGUUUUAUUAUGCCAAAUGUACCGGCAUAUAACAGCAGCAUGGCUAAAGGCUGA